Messenger RNA from Columba livia (rock pigeon), 621 nucleotides. RefSeq names its product circumsporozoite protein-like. NCBI's taxonomy places the organism in Eukaryota, Metazoa, Chordata, Aves, Columbiformes, Columbidae. The annotation marks the transcript as partial. The transcript has 3 exons. The record is from RefSeq and is a predicted model, not a curated record.
AACCCUAACCCUAACCCUAACACUAACCCUAACCCUAACCCUAACUCUAACCCUGACCCUAACCCUAAUGGCCAUAAUCCGAACCCUAACCCUAACCCUAACCCUAACCCUAACCCUAACCCUAACCCCAACCCUAACCCUAACUCUAACCCUAACCCUAACCCUAACGCUAACCCCAACCCUAACCCUAACCCUAACCCUAACUCUAACCGACGUAACACUAACCAUAACCCUAAACCCAACCCCAACCCUAACCCUAACCCUAACCCUAAACCUAACCCUAACUCUAACCCUAACCCUAACCCCAACCCUAACCCUAAACCUAACCCUAACUCUAACCCUAACCCUAACCCUAACCCUAACCCUAACCCUAACCCUAACCCUAAUGGCCGUAACCCUAACACUAACCCUAACUCUAACCCUGACCGUAACCCUAAUGGCCAUAACCCGAACCCUAACCCUAACCCUAACCCUAACACUAACCCUAACCCUAAACCUAACCAUAACCCUAACCCUAACCUUAACCCUAACCCUAACCCUAACCCUAACCCCAACCCUAACCCUAACCCUAACCCUAAUGCUAACCCUAACCCUAACCCUAACCCUAACCCUCACCCUGAC